GUAAGCGUAGUAGGUAAAGCGGGCAUUGUGUUUGUGAAGACAACCCACCCGAUUAAGUUACGGCACCGACGCAGUCCGGUAGAAUUAGUUCCUUCGCUGUCCGUUCUCCUUAUCCACGGCGAUCGUCAUGGCCGGCCUAAAGAACUUCGGCCUCCUUUCUUUUGACGUGUACGGCACUUUGAUAGACUACGAGACCGGUAUUCUAUCGGCGCUACAGCCUCUUCUCAAUACCCGUGGUCGCGCUGAUGUCCCUCGGCUGCAAGUGUUAGAGGCCUACAGCGAGCUCGAGGUUCGGCAGGAGGAGGCGACCCCCAGCAUGCCAUAUUCCCAGCUUCUAGCUACCAUCUUUCCACUAUUAGCCGCAAAACUAGAUCUUCCUCCACCCACGGAAGAGGAAUCUCAAGCUUUCGGCAAUUCGGUGGGGAGUUGGCCUGCUUUUCCCGACACGGUUGAUGCACUACGUCGACUGGCCAAGCACUACAAGCUGGUCGUACUAUCUAAUGUUGACCGUGCCUCGUUUUCCCGAACCAACUCGGGCCCGCUAGAAGGAGUGCCCUUUGAUCUGAUCAUCACAGCACAGGAUAUCGGCUCUUAUAAGCCCAGCCCACGAAAUUUUGAGUACAUGCUUACGGCGGUGAAGGACAAAUUCGGCAUUGAGAAGGAGCAGGUCUUGCAGACCGCACAGAGCCAGUCCCAUGACCAUCAUCCGGCGCGUGCUAUGGGUAUAAAGUCGGUCUGGAUCGCGAGGCCGGGGGCAGUUAUGGGAAACAAGGAGAAGGAGAUAUACGAUUGGAAAUUCGACACUCUAGGAGACAUGGCGGACGCUAUUGACGCCGAGCCCAAGCACUAGACAAUCUGGCCGCAUGUAUAGCGAUCUGUCGGCGCAUAGGGCAAUGAUGGUUUCUCGUCGCUAGAAUUCGACUUCUCGCGUCCCA
This is a messenger RNA of Durotheca rogersii, 935 nucleotides long. RefSeq names its product HAD-like protein. The transcript has a single exon. The record is from RefSeq and is a predicted model, not a curated record. The coding region runs from base 128 to 850 and encodes 240 amino acids. Lineage: Eukaryota; Fungi; Ascomycota; Sordariomycetes; Xylariales; Xylariaceae.